AGAGUCGGAGCAACAUAGAUGUUGAUGAACAUGUUUGUGCACUUAUAUGAUUCUAAUAUAGUUAACACAGUAAAGUAUCAAUGAAAAGUAAGGGAAAAAAGGGAAAUAGUGAAAUUUCUCAAGUAAAAAGAAAGAGUAUACUUAUGUUAAACAAAUGUCAAAAUCUGUUGAGAGUUGCUAAAUUGAUGUGAUUGCCAGAAUUCCAUCUGUCUUCUCUUCACACUCUUUUUUAGUCCUAAAAACAGACUUUAAAUAUCUGUCCUUUGCUUCAUUUUCAUCAUAAAAACACAGAGUAGUUAAAUUCACUUAAAAGAUGAAGAGCUAUGUGGAAUGGUAUCCUAUCAUUAUUAUGUUGGCGGUAGAUUUUGCUUUAUCGAUUUGUAAUAUACUUCUCAAGAAGAUUAUCAUGGAUGGUAUGAACCAUUUCGUGUUCAUCACUUAUCGACAGUCCAUUUCAACCGUGUUUUUAGCCCCAAUCGCCUUCUUUCUUGAAAGGAAUAAAAGGCCUAAACUCACCCUUCAAAUCUUGUGCUAUCUUUUCUUGAGUGCAAUCGUUGGUGCAUCGCUUACACAAUACUUAUUCCUUCUUGGCAUACAAUACACUUCUGCAACAUUUGCAUGUGCAUUUCUCAACAUGGUACCAGUGGUAACAUUCCUUAUGGCAUUACUUUUCGGGUUAGAGACAACUAACAUGAAAGAUAGAAGUGGAAGAGCCAAAGUUAUUGGUACAUUAAUAUGCCUUGGAGGUGCCUUUUUACUGACUUUUUACAAAGGCAAACCUUUAAUCAAUUUUUCACACUUAAAAGAUUUAUCUCAAACUUUGGAAGAACCUAUCAGCUCCUCUAAAAGAAAUGUACAAUGGAUAUUUGGCUCGAUGAUCUUAUUCGCUGGAACUAUUUUAUGGUCUUCGUGGUUCCUUAUUCAAGCGAAAAUUGGGAAGAAAUAUCCAUGUCAGUACUCGAGCACGGUUAUUAUGACCUUUUUCAGUGCCAUACAAUCAGCUAUCUUAACUUUUUCCACUGAUAGAACACUUUCCAUUUGGAUUCCAAAGGAGAAGAUCAUCGACAUGUUGAGUGUCGUUUAUACUGGCUUAAUAGGCUCAGGACUAUGCUUUGUUGGAAUGUCGUGGUGUGUUAAGAAGAGGGGACCGGUCUUUACUGCAGCAUUCAGUCCUCUUAUACAAGUUAUGGCAGCCAUGUUAGACGUUCCAAUUCUACACGAACAACUCCAUCUCGGAAGUGUGGUGGGAUCAGUUAUUGUAAUCGUCGGACUAUACUUUUUACUAUGGGGCAAGAAUAAAGAAAUGCAGAAAGUUUCUCAAGAAACUGAAGAGAAAAAGGAAAAAGAGUUAAAUUUCCAAGUUCAUGAAGCUAAUGAUGAACCAGAAAUACCUUGAUAUCAGUAUUUCAAUCUUUUCUUUGAACCAAGUUUCUUUUCUUUUUUCGCGAAAAAAAAAAUGUAACUUUUGUUCAGUAAGAAAAAAGUUUGAGAAACUGUCAAUUACAAUGUUCAAGAAUCAAAAAUCUAUACCUUAAUUGGAUGUACAUAAAAGAUUCUUGCACAUAAAAAAGAUUUAUAUAGUAGCAAGUUGUAAUUAUCAUUUUGAAAAAAUACACAUACAAUAUGCUAGCUGCAUUUGUAGUACUUUUGGUCUAAGUCUGCAUUAAUUCCAAGAAACUUUAGUUUUUUCGAGAUAACUUUCUUUCGUGUGAUUUUAGGUCUAUCUCGUCCCUUUUUAACACCUUUAGUAACGGUAUAUUUGUAGAGUCGAUGCAAGACAUGACCAAACCAUCUAAAGCGAAUAAUACUAUACAAGAAGAACUUCAAAAUACAAGAGAUCCAACAAAGUGAAAAAACAGGAAAACAUGAAAAAAAAA
This is a messenger RNA of Solanum lycopersicum (tomato), 1877 nucleotides long. Its product is annotated as WAT1-related protein At3g30340-like. The record is from RefSeq and is a predicted model, not a curated record. Gene Ontology annotation, cellular component: plasma membrane. Gene Ontology annotation, molecular function: transmembrane transporter activity. Lineage: Eukaryota; Viridiplantae; Streptophyta; Magnoliopsida; Solanales; Solanaceae.